Molecule: messenger RNA, 5976 nt
Organism: Esox lucius (northern pike)
Lineage: Eukaryota; Metazoa; Chordata; Actinopteri; Esociformes; Esocidae
Gene: rasgrp3
Product: RAS guanyl releasing protein 3 (calcium and DAG-regulated)
Exons: 17
Coding region: 562-2682 (706 amino acids)
Biological process (GO): positive regulation of GTPase activity; Ras protein signal transduction
Cellular component (GO): plasma membrane
Molecular function (GO): calcium ion binding; guanyl-nucleotide exchange factor activity
Source: RefSeq, a predicted model, not a curated record
CCCCUCCCCUUAAACUUAUUGUGACACAUUUCCUGCCCUGCUCUUUUCCACUUUACCUUGUGUGGGCCCUAUUUUUAGUGCGGCCCAGGGAAAUAGUCAGGCCGAGGCAGGAAAACUAAGUUGGGAAAGAAUAGGAGGAAGUCUGCUUGCCAUUCAGCCAAACAAUCUGUGGUCCAGCAGCAGUGAGCUGCGGUCCAGUACACGGAGAGCAAGGGAGCACAGAGGAAAGCACAGGAGAAGCUGGGCCUGUCACGGAAAACAUGAGAGAAGAUGCCCCGUACGCCGGCGUUUCUGGUGAAUGGGUCUGACUGAGAGUAGGCCAGUCCGGCUGCUUAGGUGGAUUUGAAUCGACCACUUGGUGGAUCCAGAUGGUCAUGCUAAACGUCCGCUCCAGCAGAGUCACCGGUCUUUGACUCAUCAAUUUGCGGGUCUGGUUUUAGCCCCGCCGUGUUCACAGUUUCUGCAAGACCUCCUGAGAAGGCUUUGAAUUCUGACCUCCAGGUGUGGAGCUGAACCAUGUGUUCUCCUGCUCGGGGGGCGUGAACCCGUCUCUGUUGUGAGAUGUUGCCCCGUGGGACAAUGGGACCAUCGACUCUGGGGAAGGCAGCCCCCCUUGACAUGCUACUGGAAGCUUGCAUCCAGUCUUUUGAUGACAAUGGGGAGCUGCAGAACAACCAACUCCCACGAACCCUGCUGCUGAUGCACCGCUGGUAUGUCACAUCCACAGAGUUGGCUGGAAAGCUGCUCAUGAUAUACCGUGACUGCCAGGGAGAGGAGUGCCAAAGGACAAGACUAAAGAUCUGUUAUUUAAUGAGGUACUGGAUUAAAGUGUUUCCUGCAGAGUUUAACCUGGAUCUGGGUCUUAUUCGCCUCACUGAGGAGUUCAGAGACGUGGCUGCUCAGCUGGGCUGUGAGGAGCACUUCAAACUCAUUGACAUCUCCACCAUCCCAUCAUACGACUGGAUGAGAAAACUGACCCAGAGGAAGAAGCAGGCCAAGAAGGGCAAAGCCUCCCUCCUCUUUGACCACCUAGAGCCUAUGGAGCUGGCGGAACACCUAACAUUCCUGGAGUACAAGUCCAUCAGGAGGAUAUCAUUCACAGACUACCAGAGCUAUGUGAUCCAUGGGUGUCUUGUGGACAACCCAACGCUGGAGCGCUCGAUUGCCCUGUUCAACGGCGUGUCCCAGUGGGUUCAGCUCAUGGUGCUCAGUAAGCUGACGCCCCAACACCGUGCUGAGGUCAUCACCAAGUAUAUCAAUGUGGCCCAGAAACUCCUCCAGCUCCAGAACUUCAAUACGCUGAUGGCGGUUGUGGGAGGUCUGAGUCACAGCUCCAUCUCUCGUCUGAAGGAGACCCAUUCUCAUCUGGCUCCCGAGGUCACCAAGAUCUGGAAUGAGAUGACGGAGCUGGUCUCCUCCAAUGGGAACUACUGUGCUUAUCGCAAGGCCUUCACCGACUCUGAAGGAUUCAAGAUUCCCAUCCUGGGGGUUCACCUGAAGGACCUGAUCGCUGUGCAUGUGGUCUUCCCCGACUGGGUGGACGACAACAAAGUGAACAUUGUGAAGAUGCAGCAGCUGUACUUUACCUUCAACGAGCUGGUGUCCCUUCAGAGCGCCGUAGCCCAGGUGGAACCCAACAUGGACCUCAUCUACCUGCUCACCCUGUCUCUAGACCUUUACUACACUGAAGAUGAGAUAUAUGAGCUAUCGUUGCUCAGGGAACCACGGAACCCAAAGUCUUUACCUACCUCUCCGACAACCCCCAACAAGCCAAUGGCCCCUCUGGACUGGGCUUCGGGUGUGACAACCAAACCUGACCCCAACGUAGUGAACAAGCACAUCAGGAAGGUUGUGGAUUCUGUAUUCAGGAACUACGACCAUGACCAUGAUGGCUACAUCUCUCAGGAGGACUUUGAGAGUAUUGCUGCCAACUUUCCUUUCUUGGAUUCCUUCUGUGUGUUGGACAAGGACCAGGAUGGCCUGAUCAGCAAGGAUGAAAUGAUGGCUUACUUCCUCCGGGCCAACCCCUUGCUUCAGUGUAAAAUGGGCCCCGGCUUUAUCCACAACUUUACGGAGAUGACGUAUCUAAAGCCCACCUUCUGCGAGCACUGUGCUGGAUUUCUCUGGGGAAUAAUCAAACAGGGAUACAAGUGCAAAGACUGCGGGGUGAACUGCCAUAAGCAGUGCAAAGAUCUGUUGGUGCUGGCCUGUAGGAAGCUGCUGCGCUCUGCCUCCCUGCGCAGCGUUUCCCCUGGAAGUCCUACCCACAGCUCUCUACCCAGCAGCCCUGCCAUGACCACCUGCAAAGGGGAGGACGAGGUGUUCGAGUUCCCCUCCGUGACACCCGGAGGUUCCGGCCUGGAGCACAAGUCCAUUACCCUGGUGACGGGCUCGGCCCAGCGGAUCUCCGUGCGACUGCAGCGAGCCACAGCCAGCCAGGCCACGCAGACCGAGCCCCUGUGGCCAGAGCACACCUGGGGGGCCACGGACAGGGGCUCCCACACCUUCCCCAAGAUGAGGUACAGACCACACAGGAAGGCUUCCAAGAGCAAAGGUUUUGCGCACUGGGAGAAUGAAGCCCAGGGGCAGCCAAGGGGCCGGCGGGAUUCCCAGGAGCAGACGGACGGACCUGCAGAGGUGGUGCAGAAUGGGACGACACCUCGCAGACAGAAGGACAGCUGACUUGGUGAUUCCAAGGGCCAGACCCAGGGCUUCAGGAGGCCCACGAGAGACCGCCUCAGGAAGCUCUCCUUAUUCAGGGAAGUACUUGGCUGCUUAAGGCCUCCGUUUGGGAACCUGGAGUAGGUCUGACCUACACAGGCAUGUCUUCAUUGGACCACACAUCCAAUACUGACGCUGAAUGCCCAACUAGUCCCUUUCCCAGUGGUGAGAGUUCACAUAAUAAUUUGAAUAAUAAUUGACUGGUUUUCAUAGAAACUCAGAGCCCUGCGCAAGCACAUGCAUGCCAUGAGAGGCUGAAGGGGAGGGAGGUGUCGGUGGAACUGAACUUGCUCUCUGGUGGAGUACAGACACUCCUCAUUACUCCCCAGAUCCUGGACUAGCUAUGGCGGACUUUGGUUAGUUUGAGCUCAAAAUGGGCUCAACGUUGUUUGACUGACUGAACGUAAAUGAAUGGGUGUCCACCCAUGCCUGUAUGCAUGUCCAAGCAUGUGCUUGCCUACUAUUUAUUUGUUUCUGUGUUGCAUAUACAGGUGUAUGAUCUUAAUGUGUUCGUUCUUUUGUCGUUGAGAAUUUCCCUUCAUUGUAGAAAAUGCUGAUGAAUGACCAGUGGAAAUAAACUUUUCUUGUAACAUUAUUUGACUAGGUAAUAGCCUAACCACCAAUUAAACAGCAUUACUAGGAUCAUUUACCUGUGUGUGUUAUCUACUGUCAAUCUGCAGAAAACUGUGCGAAGUGAGAAUGUGUUUCGAGUUGGGAGAAUGGAGAUAUAAAGUAAUAGAUAGUUAAAGAUAAAGGUAAAGUGAAUAUGAGGGAAGCAGAGGCAGGUACAUUGUUUCUAAGGGGACUGGACUCCAAGUGGCACCAACCCUAAUGUAACAUGACUACUGAUGAUCGUUUAUGUGCCAGUUUUACAGUAUAUCUUACUCUGGAAUCUUUAAAUGGUACUCGCUGUGUUAGCAUGAGAUAAAGAACAAUACAACCACUGAGUUGUUUUAAGAAUCACAAAAUAGUUGUGUCAUUUAGUCAAGAAAGCUUUUUUUAGUUUUUAGCCUUAUUAUUUUUAAAGGGAUUUAAACUCAUAUGUAUUCUAUUUCCAAGCAUUGAAGGUUAACAGGUAGUAACUAACAUGAAAUGAAUCCCUGUCUCAGGCAAAAAAAGAAUUUUUCUUGUGUUAUAGUGAAACAUAAAUUCUGUUCUUAAGUUUGACUGCUUGUAGCAAACGUGCUUCAGUUUUGCCACUAAUGGUUCAGCUCUGCCACUGAAGUUAGAGGCACCUCUCAAACGUACCCCAUUGCCAUCUCAACUGAGGGUUUCAAGUGACAGCAAAACACCGGUGUUGUUCCUGAGAGUAACCGUUUUAAUAAGGGUCAGAAGUGUUGUUGUUUUUUCACACUUUCCACACCAAUAGGGAAACCAUUAAGUGACCUUCAACCUUUUUAAUCAGCUGAAGGAUCAAGCCGGUUGCAUUCAGGCAGGGGCAAUGGAAUCUCCACUAAGCCCUUUGUCGGUGGAGCACUGAUUACACACUUACUUACAGUGGCACCAGGUGUGAGCUCAGGUGAUCACUGUGCCAGGUUGCCAGGCAUCAGUUGAGUGAACAGGUCAGUUCCUCCAUCGCCAAGGAUACAGCAGGUUACGUAAGAGGAGGGAGUUUAUUUUAAUCUGCAGAGAGACUGUGUGCAGGCCCUUCAGGGCUGGGAGAAAUAGGUAUGUGCAGGUGGUUUUGACAUGAAGAUCUCAGGAAAGACAAUUGGGUCUGACCUUGUGUUUGAUACAGUAAGACGGAGACAAGAACAGGGCUGCAGUGAUGGAGCACUCUGUGUCGAGGGACGAGUAUUAGAAGAAUAUUGUGCGUAGUAAAAAGAGAUAUCCAAGGCUUCAUACAUAAGAAUUUAAGGCAAUUAUUCAAUGCUUAGUGAUUGACUCAAGAGUCCAAGCACAACUGGUAGUUCACAACAAGGAGUGGCUAACUAGGGGUGGCAUGUAAUAUGGCAUAAUAUGUUGUUACCCAAGGUCUGAAAGCCACUGUCCUCACACCUGACUAAAAUCAAGGACAGCAGACAGUUGUGAUGCCACAGAUGUUCUUUCAGUGUGGUCGACUGAGCUGCGUUUAGAGUAAAUUAGUUUGUGUGAGUUCUCAUUGAUUUUGGUGCCAUAUUUGACAUAGUAGCACUACUGGGGAUGUCAUGGUUAAGGAUUUGAGAAGAUCCACUUGCAUGCAUAAUGUUACACUAAUGAAGGCCAAUACUGUAUUGACUUACAGUUGUUACGGAUCUUGGCAUCUACCGACUAAAGGUUCUGAGUUAUCAUGUUUAUAAGGGAUUUUAAGGCACUGGCCACUUCAAUUCUGCAACUGCUUAUGUUUUUGUAUUCAGAAAACAUUCCAACAACUACUUUAUUUUAGUCAAAUUAUUGUCAACAAUACUGAUGACAUUAUUAUCAACAUUAUUAUUAUUAUUAUUAACUGGUCUACUUGAGAAAAGUGUUGGUAUCUCACUUGAUUGUACGUUUGCCUUCAAUAUGUUUUCAUACUGUCUAUUUGUAUUGUUUAUGGAGAGCAUUCUGUAGCAUUUUUUAUUUUGUCAUUGUGUGCCAAUUCUAUUGUAUUUGUUGAUGUGUGAUGAAAGAAAACACAAUUUGAUCAUGUAAAUAUAGUAUUAACCUAUAGAUCUUUUAGCACCUAGUGCCUAGUGCAGUUCUGAAUCGUCAAACUUACUGAACUUUCCCACUCUGUAAACUAUCUCACUCAGACCUAAGAAGUUCAUCCUGUAACUAAUCAUAAGUCAGAGUUUGUUUUUACGGUUGUGUAUUUGUGAAACGGUUAAAUAAUCUCUUCUGACCAAGUAGUCAGUAGACAUAGUCUAUUUAUGUUAAUGUGGGGAAAGUAAAACCAAUAAAAAACUGAGUCCAACAUCAAAUAUCAGUCCCAAUAUAAAAUGCAUUAUUUAAGGUAUACACCAUCAUGACCUGAAUACUGGAUUAUGAAUGUACAUUUACCCACCAAAUCGCAAGUAUUUUAUCAAUGGACAUAUCUCUCUCUGCAACAUAUCGGGCUAGAUCCAAAUAUUCAUAUUAUCAUGAACAAUGUCUAUCAUUUAUGUUUUAAAACAAGGUAUUAAUUAAGAUUAUUUUUGGUUGAUUUGCAAAUACUGUCUUGUCUCGCAUGUGCGUGUUAUCGCGAAAUGUCAUAACCCUCAAGUGCUAAGAAGUCUGUUUCUCCAAUAUGUGGUGUUUUCUGUCGACCCUAACACUGUAAACGGACAAAUAAAAAAUGAUACUCCUGUUUGUCAUUCA